Messenger RNA from Stomoxys calcitrans (stable fly), 2121 nucleotides. RefSeq lists its product as uncharacterized. NCBI's taxonomy places the organism in Eukaryota, Metazoa, Arthropoda, Insecta, Diptera, Muscidae. The transcript is spliced from 2 exons. Bases 278 to 2053 code for a protein of 591 amino acids. The record is from RefSeq and is a predicted model, not a curated record.
AACCGAAGGCUGGAAUAUAGGAAAAACGAAAUGUCGUAAGCAAUUCAAAGAAAAAGCAGAAACCCUCUCUUGUCUUAUCUUACACUCUUUGAUUCAAACAGCUCUUAUUCUUUCUUACGCUCUUUGGUUCUCACUACGACAUUGUUUCAGUGUUCGUGUGUUUAUGAGCGCGACAACAUCAUCAUCAAUUUCGACGGUGGGGAACGUUCACGCGACCAUAACAACUACCGGCAAUAAUAAAAGGCGGUGACGUCAUUGUCAUUAGGCAUCAUAAAAGAUGGUCUUGGUCAAUGCCAUGGAAAGUGAAGAAACAUGGAUUUACGUCUUUAAAUUAUUGAAUUUCGAAGAUCAACUGCGUCUGUCUAGGGUAAGCGCGAAACUCCAAACAAUCUUUGAGUCUCGAAUAUGGAGGGAAAACUAUGAAGUUUUGCAAAUUAAAUGUAAUACGGACGCAAAUGAUUUCGUAGUUGCCAAUGGCAGUGGCGUCAAUCGUGUAUGCCUGAGUUUCGAAAUGCUGCAGGAAUUUCUGCAAGCUUAUGGCAAGAGGGUAAAACAUCUGAUGGUGAAUCGCAUGUCGUCCCCACACUUCAAGCAUUUUACCAAUCUCAAGAAGCUUUCUUUGGUGGAUAUGCGGCUUUCAUAUGCCCAACUUAGGGAGAUCGACAAACAGUACUUUCCCCAGUUGGAGGAACUCCACUUGAGUUGUCUUACCGAGGAGGAGUGCGAAUUCAUAGAGAUAGGCAAAAAUUGGAGCAUAAAGCGCGUGUUGCAGUUGAGGCCGUUGAAAAGGUUACGCCUAGACCAUGAGGACUAUGUGCCUUUGAAAUAUCGCCACUUUCGCAGAUUGGUUACAAAAUUGAAUGUGGAAUGUUUACAGCUAAAGGCCUACAUACAGCCCGAUGGGAGCAUCAUAAAGGCGGACAAUAAGGUCACCAGGCCCUUGCAGCUCAAGGAGUUGGAUAUAGCGGCUUCGUUUGAUGCCUGUCAAUGGUCACAGAAUUUCCCUUGGUUUCUCAGCAAUCUAAGGAACCUCCAUAGUCUGAAAAUCAAAAUAACCCCCCACAAUAUAACUGAGGAGAUUUUGAAUAAAAUCGCCGAGACUUGCCAACAGCUGGAGAUAUUCCAUAUUCACCAUUCGUCUUUUGAGAAUAUUAGCCAAUUUCCCUUGGCGCAUUCGUUGAGAGAAUUACAUUUGAAGCAUUGUCGUGGUUUAACUCUCAACAUAAUCGAAAUGAUUUUAAACUCCAAAACAGAAUUGAAAAAAUUCAGCUGUCAUGAUGCGGACUAUGUAGGUCCCAUGGAAAAGUGCCUACCUAUUUUAAACUCGCUCGAAGCGCUUGAUGUUGAAGGUGUGGCUACUGAAAAAUUCUCAAUGCCCGAACAGCCGCAUGGAAGUUUAAGGGAACUCACCUGGUAUCGUCAGAGCUAUUUCAAAGAUCAUAGAGAUAUUCUGAGUCCCUUAACGCUAACCUUGCAACAGCACUUACACACACUUAAUGUAAAGGAAGGCCAAAUUGCCUUGCGUAUUUUAAGGGAAAUGAAAGCCCUAAGAAAACUCUUCAUGCCGCAUCCCUUUCCGUUGCUUCAGUGGCCUUAUAUUGUGGAGUUACUUAAACAUUCGUCCCUGCUCGAGUUGACAAUACAAACUCCUUUAGGUGCCAGCAGCGAGAAAAAGGCUAAACUCGAAGUACCGCAGCAAGGCUUUGCUAUUCACAUUAAACGCCUGCAGUUGCCUUUGGAUUUGUUGGAUGAAGCCUUGGAUUUUUGGUUGGAUUUGUUAAAGGCGAAUGACCAGCUAUCGUUGAUUUGUUGUAAAUUUGCACCCCAUGAUAUGGAAAGUUUCUUAAAGCGGUUAAUAAAUCAUCCAAAGUUUCCCAAGGCCAUCAAAACUAUGGACAUUUGCUGUUUCACUGUGGACUGCAACUCCUUGCGUUACAAUUAUGAUGAGAUGGUGGCACAUUUACAACGUAUUGUCACCAACUACUAUGGAUACGAAUAUAGUGAUGAGGUGUUCCGACUAAUACUUCAAAGAGGUCACCAAAACGAAAUAUAAAUAUGUUUUGAAUUUGUAGAAUGAAAAUAAAUAAAGCACGUAUUUCCUGUUUUUAUACACAUAAAAAA